Lasiodiplodia theobromae is the source of this 609-nucleotide messenger RNA. RefSeq names its product Oxo-4-hydroxy-4-carboxy-5-ureidoimidazoline decarboxylase. Bases 1 to 609 code for a protein of 202 amino acids. The record is from RefSeq and is a predicted model, not a curated record. The transcript has 3 exons. NCBI's taxonomy places the organism in Eukaryota, Fungi, Ascomycota, Dothideomycetes, Botryosphaeriales, Botryosphaeriaceae.
AUGGAUCUCAAGACCGUCCAGACGCCAGAGUGGCCGCAGCGCACCACGCCGACGCCGCCGACGCUCAAUCUGCCCUCCGUCGCCUCGCUUACCACCGCGGCUACCGGCGACCGCACCUAUGUGCUAGACCUGCUGUUCGAGCCGUCGCAGCCGCUGCACAACCUCGCGCUGCCUCUGCUCAGCGGCACGCAGUUUGCUUCCUAUGACGAUUUGAUUGCUGCUGUUGGCGUCCAGUUGACUGAGCUCGCCGAGAGCCCCAGCACCAGCGACACGGCGUGGUUGGAGCAGAUCCUGGGCGCUCAUCCGCGCCUUGGCGAGAAGAAGGUCGAGAGCGCACAGAGCAGGGCCGAGCAGGCCAAUCUGAACAAGGCUGGCCCUGGAGCCGAGGCUGAGGCAGCUGAAUUAAAGAGGCUGAACGAGGAAUAUGAGAAGAAAUUCCCCGGUCUCAGAUAUGUUGUUUUUGUCAAUGGUCGUAGCAGACCCGAGAUCUUCAAAAACAUGACGGAGAGGAUCGAGAGAGGGGAUGUGAAAGCAGAGAGGCUCGAAGCCAUCAAGGCAAUGUGUCAGAUCGCGUCCGACAGGGCUCGCAAGCUACAGAACCAGCAGUAG